AUGCCCUCGGUAGACGUUUCUUUGGCGAGGUCGCUGCGGCCUACAUCCUGGGAAUUGGCCAGAAGCGCCCUGGCCCAAGGAUUCACCCAAGCCUUGACAGGAAGAAGCAUCAUAGCGGAUACAGAAAACAAAAUAGCUGAUGUCAAGACUGCGUUUUCCAGCUGGGACAAAUGCAUGAAGGCCUCAUUUUGCAAGUGGCCCGUCAUCGCCAUCAUCGUCAUUGGCGGACUCGUACUUUUCAGCAUCCUCUGGUGCAUCGCUCGAUGCGCUUGCUGCGGCUUGUCCUGUUGCUGUAGCUGCUUCCAAUGCCUCAAAUGCUGCGGCAACUGCUGCGGCUGCUUCGAGCCUCGUGGAGCCCGCAAGGGCCAAUACCUCGAGGAGCCGUACAUUCCGCCCAAUCAAGGAUACCAAACAGGAGCCCCGAUGCAGGCGCGCUUUGCUCCUCCCGUGACGCAAGCACAGUUGCCUCCUCCAGCGCCCACCACCAACUUUGAACCCCCGCAGUACGCCGAGUUUGACGCGUCGAAAAAGGGAGCCGAGGACUCUUUGCCUCAUAUGCCAAGCUGGGAACAAGCCGAGUCCAAAAGGGUCGCUGUGGAAGAAGCGGUCGAAAUGUCCAACUUGGAAAAGUCGGCCACGUUUCGCGGCGACCGGCAACGCACGCAGCAUCAUCCGUCUCCCGAGCCGGUGAGCCCUUUGAGCCAGAAGAGCAUGACGUACGGAAAUCAGCCUUAUGGUGGUGGCCUCGCAGCCGGAUCUAGCGGCUACUUUUCCAACCACAGUCAGCAAGGCCUGGUGCCUGAUGCUCAGGCUCCAGGAUACGGAGUUUCCAGUCACAGCCAGCAAGGUUUGGUGCCUGGUGCUCAAGUUCCAGGAUAUGCAGUUGCCAGUCACGGCCAGCAAGGCCUGGUGCCUGGUGCCCAUGUUGCGGGAUAUGGCCAGUCAGGACGGGGAAAUUCACCCGCGAAUGAAUACGACCGCGUCUACAACAAUAGGCUCAACAACACGAGCCAUGAAUCAGUUGGCUUUGGUCUGGAUGAGCCGUACGACGAUCACGUAUCCAUUUCCAGCGCCAACACGCAAAAUUUUGCAGGCCACACAACCCAGGCAUAUGGCGCUCCCUUGCACCAACCUCAUGAGACCGUCUCCAGCCAACCCUACGGUGCCACCGGGGGCGCGGUAUUGAGACAGCAAACAAUCAGUCCCCUUGAUCCGAUGUACGGGCUUCCUCCAGCCUCAUCUGCAGCCAUGGGACCCGGUGGCCGCCAAUCUCCAGCACCGACGCAAGCUCAAGGCAAGCAGACGUGCGGACAGGAUCAAAUUCAUGAGCGCUUCAUCGAGAUGCCUGCCAUGCCGCAAGGCCAAAGCAACGGCGAUGGCUGUUUGCAGACGCAGCGGGCUCAGAUUUCACCCGUUAGCCCUGCCGCGCCCGUGGAGUUGGUAGGCAGCGCCUUUCCCCAGGCCUAUGGCCUCGGAAGAUCUCCUGCUGGGCAGGUUGGCUCCCCAGUGCAUGGCGAGCUGGCAGGCAGCACAGCCCCCCAGGCCUACGGCCUCCGAAGUCCUCCUGCGGGAGACAACGCUUCCCCAGCGCAUAGCGAGUUGGCAGGCAGCACGCCCUCCGAGGCCUUUGUGAGGAAUGGAAUCCCAGUGCAUGGCGAGCUGGCAGGCAGCACACCGACCCAGGCCUACGGCCUAAGCAGAACUCCUACCGGGGAGGUUGCUCCCCCGGCGCUUGGCAGGCCGCCGCACGGCAUGAAUUCCCGCACGAGAAACCCAACGGGGCCAGGACCUUCACCCGGACCUCGAGGUGGCGGUCCUCACGGUCGUGAUCGUCCCCCAAGAGGUUCUCCGGCGGCCCGAAACGACGAGGGUUAUGGCCGGCCCUCUCAGCCACCAAGGAAUCUCGUGGUGAGUACCAGGAGCUACUCCCCAGCUCCUCCGCGCCAACUUGCGCCUGGCUCGGAGCCUCGCUUCUCUCCUGGACCUGAGCGUCAACUCUCUGCAGCUUCUGAUGGCCAUCGCGCACCGCAACCACAUCCUGCCUCGAAAGCUGCAUCCCGGACAGGCAAGCCCUUUUGCCAAUCGCCACCGCAAUCUCCCAUCACGAACAAUGCAGGAUUCGACUUCAUCUCGGGAUAUGCCAGACCUCAGGACAGUCAGCCACCUCCGCGCCAAUCGCCAACCAGUGCGGCGUAUCCUGGGCAAAGGGUGUACCAGCCGGGCCAUCUCUAA
Ustilaginoidea virens is the source of this 2232-nucleotide messenger RNA. RefSeq lists its product as uncharacterized. Bases 1 to 2232 code for a protein of 743 amino acids. The record is from RefSeq and is a predicted model, not a curated record. The transcript is spliced from 2 exons. NCBI's taxonomy places the organism in Eukaryota, Fungi, Ascomycota, Sordariomycetes, Hypocreales, Clavicipitaceae. Gene Ontology annotation, cellular component: plasma membrane; cellular bud neck.